AUGCCGGCCGCCGAACCAUCCCCCGUCGCACCUCCCGAGCCCGGUUUUGUCAAGAUGGAAGACCGGAAGCGAGCUGCCACAUAUGAUAACAAUGAAUCGGCGCCUCCGCUGAAAAAACAGGCCACCUCGGUCAAUGGUGGCAAUAAACCCCAUCCAGAUGCUGAUAUGCCCUGGAAAGAUGAUCUCGAGCGAUUUCAGAAGGACGCGAUCUGGCGUCAAAUGCAGGAAUACAAACGUGACAAGGUAUCCCUGGAAGCGAAGUUAAAGGAAACGUCGAAGGCCACCGCCUACCAUAACGACCAUCUUCGUAUAAUCGACGCAUGGUAUAGCCAAUUGAUUGACGAGAUUAAACUCCUCUUUGGCAACUCCAACGAGGAUAGCAAGGAUCGCUCCUCCUUCCAAAGCUCGCUACAAUUUGGUGAUGUCGAUAAUUUUGAGAAACAUCUGAAAUCUCGCUCUGAUGAUAUACGAGACAUUAUCUCUCGCCUCGUCGCCAAGUCCCCAACAGGCCCUCCCGAGGUUGUGGAUUUACAGUCUCAACUUGCGCGGAAGUUAGUCGAAGAGAAAGCGACUCUUUCCGAGCUCAAUAAAGCGUUAUCCGAAAAGCAACAAUUGGAAGAAAGCCUAGAAGAAGCCUCCUUACGGUACAUGGUUGCCGAAAAGAAACUCGAUCGUGCACGGAGUGUAACUGUCGCCAAAUUAGAGAAGCAGUAUAUACUAGGUGCUCAGCGACCGGGUGGCGAUAGUGCGUCUGGAAACCGUGAAGAGCCGCCAAGCACGAAUGGUGCCACGCCUACCGGCGAACGCACGCCAGAAUCGGAUGAGUUUUACAGCAGGCUUUCUGCCGUGUCAGAAAAACAGAAAGAGCAGCUACAGAAACUGGAAGCCGAAAAUUCCAAUUUACUUGGCCAAAUCACAGAUAUAAGUAUUAAGAGGACGAAGCUUACCGACGACGAUUAUGCACAUACAGACCUAUUUAAGCAGUUAAGAUCUCAAUAUGACGAUGUUGUGAAACGGAUAAACCACUUAGAGGCAACCAAUGUACAACUCCGUGAAGAGGCAACGAAACUACGGUCGGAGCGGACGGCAUACCGCAAUCAAGUCGAUGAAGAAACACAAAAUGUUGUUGCCGAGAAGGAAGCGCAACUGGUGAAAGCCGAGAACGAUUUGGCACGGAUACGCAACACGCGUGAUGAACUUCUGGCUGAUCAACAGAUGCGGAAGGCUGCAUUAGAACAAGAGAAGACAGGAGCGCUCAAAAUAAAGGAGCUCGCGGAUGCUGGAAAGGCUCAAAUCGCCGCCUUGGAAUCAGAGGUGGAGCGGUUACGGAUAGAAAUUGGACAAGAGAAGGCAGAACAGGCAAAUCUCAACGAUAUAACGAUCGAGGAACUGCGUACAAAGCACAGCAAUCUGGACCGCCAGUACUCUAUGCUUAAUGCUGAAUUGGCGUCCAUGCAAAUUGCUUGCAAGAAAUACUCGUCAUUGGCAUCUCAAAAGGUCACCGAGUUUAGUGCGCUGGAGGAGAAGAUGGUACGUCUCGCCGCGGAGAAAUCUAAGGCAGAUCAGAAAUAUUUCGGUGCAAUGAAGGGCAAGGAGGCUCGCGAAAUGGAGGUCCGGACAUUGCGCAUGCAAAAUGCCAAGAGCUCUGACAUAGUAUCUCAGCUGAAGGAGUCGGAAGCAACCACGCGGUCGCUCCUUGCCAAUAUGGAGAAGCAAGUCAGCGAGAUCAGGGAAGCUUUGAAUAGCAUGGCCAACAAGUACCACUCGUCGCAGCAACAAGUUACAGAGAGCAAUAUUGCAAUGGAAGGCUUGCGCGGGCAAAUCACCGAACUCAAGGCGCUGUCAGUUUCAAAAGAUUCAACCCUGGCUGCCACAUCUAGCGCCUGUCGUCGUGCCGAGACUGAGGUUGAGGGGCUCAAGGCGACGCUUACUGAUACGAAGAAGAGUUUGGACAACUGGAAAAACAAGAGCCUUGGGAACUCGUCGUCCGAGUAUGAAAUGCUGAGAUCGCUCGCACUUUGUACGGUAUGCCGCAGGAAUUUCAAGAACACAGCUAUAAAAACCUGCGGUCACGUUUUCUGCAAAGAUUGCGUGGAAGAACGACUUACGUCUAGAUCUCGAAAAUGCCCGAAUUGCAACCGCUCGUUUGGCAAUAACGAUUAUAUGCAUAUUACGCUGUGA
Molecule: messenger RNA, 2181 nt
Organism: Aspergillus puulaauensis
Lineage: Eukaryota; Fungi; Ascomycota; Eurotiomycetes; Eurotiales; Aspergillaceae
Gene: BRE1
Product: E3 ubiquitin-protein ligase BRE1
Exons: 6
Coding region: 1-2181 (726 amino acids)
Cellular component (GO): nucleus; HULC complex
Molecular function (GO): ubiquitin protein ligase activity
Source: RefSeq, a predicted model, not a curated record